This is a messenger RNA of Rhinolophus ferrumequinum (greater horseshoe bat), 12515 nucleotides long. It is a transcript of the gene SRCAP, whose product is annotated as Snf2 related CREBBP activator protein. The record is from RefSeq and is a predicted model, not a curated record. Bases 2934 to 12515 code for a protein of 3193 amino acids. Gene Ontology annotation, cellular component: Swr1 complex. Lineage: Eukaryota; Metazoa; Chordata; Mammalia; Chiroptera; Rhinolophidae. Gene Ontology annotation, molecular function: histone binding; DNA binding; ATP-dependent chromatin remodeler activity. The transcript has 34 exons.
UAGUUAUUUUAUUUUACAAAUUUAAUGAUAAAAUACAUGCUGUGAGGUACGUCAAGUGUAUAAAGUUUGAGUGCACAGCUCAGUGAAUGUUUACAUCUGCAUACGCCCAUAGAUGUGACCUCAUCCAGAUCAAGAUAUAGAACAGAGGUCAGGAAACUUUUUUGGUAAAGUGCCAGACAGAAAUAAUUUAGGCUUUGUGGGCCUAUGGUCUCAAUUACAACUACUCAGUUCUGCUAUUGUAGCAGGAAAGAAGCUAUAGAUGCUGUGAACAGAUGGACACAAUUGGGUUUCAAUAACCUUUAAUUAUGGACAUUGAAAUUUGAAUUACAUUUAAUUUCCAUGUACCACAAACUAUUGUUCUUAUUUUGAUUUUUCCUCAACCACUUGAAAAUGUAAAAACCAUUCUUAGCUUGUAUGUGGGCUGUACAAAAAUAGGUGGAGGGUGAGACUUGUCCUUCGGGUCAAAUUUACCAACCUUUGAUAUAGCACAUUUCUAGUAUUCCCCCUUGUGCCUCUUCCUACUUAAAAUCCCUCUCCCCCAAUAGAUUUUACUCUGAUUUUUAUGACCAUCAAUUAAUGUUGCCUGCUCUUAAACUUUAUACAAAUGGUCAACUCAUCAUGUCUGUCCUGUGGGGAUUUUAAGUCAUGACAUAUAAUUUGGGUUUUCAUUUAAGUUGACUAAAAUGCCAUUUGGGGGUCUUAAGUGUGAGAGCAACAUGAUCUGAUUUAUAUGAAAAGGACACUCUGAUUGCUGUAUCAAGAAUGGAGUAAAGGGAAAAAGGAGCAGAAGUGGGAAGUCCAGUUAGGAGUAACCCACCCAAGAGGUGGGGGUGGUUGGACCGGGGUAAUAGUCAUGGAAAUAGAAAAGAGAUUUUAGAUUUGAGUUUGAGCUCAUGUAUCCAAUACCAGUUAUUUUUGUUUUUAACAAAGUAUUAUAAUGCAAGUAGCUCACACAAAUUUCCUGAAUAAUCUGAAACUGGCACAGUGAAUUGUCAUAUAUAAACCAUGUUCCUACCCGCGAAGGGUUAACAAUACUUUUUGGGGUGUUGUGGGCAGACCAUGAAUCCAGAUACAAUGCAACCAGCACUUAAAGAAGCCCAGGAAGCUAUGGAGCCAGAAGGGGUUAUACCAGCCUGGGGGUGGUCAAGAGAGAUCACCUAAAGGUUGUGCCUCUUGAGGUAAAUUUUAAGGAAUAUUUGAAAUAGGAUGAAAAGGUAUACGGGAGGGCCAAGAGAUGUGAGAUCUCUUGGAAGCUCAGUUAUGAUGGGGUCUCAUAAAUAUAUAAGCUUGGCCUGGGAAAGGACUUUGAACUUGGUCUGCAUGGAUGGGCAUUCAUCCACUUAUUCAGCCAACCCCUCCUAGGUAUUCCAUGUGCCUUGAGGCUCCAGGAGACGCCAGAGGCAGCAAACUGGCAGCCUGUGGGCUGAGUGUGACCCUUACAUGUAUUUCCGCCCACAUUCCUAUAGGGCAACCAUUGAAAUAGGUUUGAACAGUGGUGGUUCCUUUGGGACAGAGCGUGUGGUCUCCUGUUCUUCAAUUCCUCACCUGCUCCUCUUCACUGGCCCUUCCAGCUUUUUGAGUUUCCAACCCCUGGUUUUUGUUGUAAGAAAAACAGGACUUCACCUCAAUGACCCAAAGAUAGAAUGACCCUCAUUUUGCGUAGAACAGGGAAGAGCUAAACGAAGUAGAGAUGAAUGAGGGCAUUAUCAGGACUUGUAGGUGGUACGAUGGGUGAGUGAGCGUCUUACUGACUUAGACUCCUUGGCUAUGAAUCUGGCUUUGGGCUCUGUCACCCGUUCAGCUACGAGUCUCAAUUCAUCGGUAAAAUGAAGUACUGUUGAGAUUAAAAGGUAAUCAGUGCACAACGUGGCCUCCAUAGAGCAGCCGUUAUUAUUAUUCUAUUCUGGGAUUAGGAUAUCAGAUUCUCAAGUGGGUUCGCAACCUCGAAGUUGGCGACCAGAUGGGCUAGGUACUUGGGAGCUAGUAUAGGGAACACCAACCACCACCCUCGAGAAAAAACGUAGCAGCUCUUUUAAGUGGAUUGCAUGGGAGUCCAGAGGCCCAGGCUGCACUGCCAACUUGCUGAAAGUACACGACAAACGGCUUGCGCGGUCUGGGUAAACCGUAAAACAAGCGGGGAACUGGGCCGAGCCGGCAGCCGCAAUGCAGCCGGUGGCAGCUUCGGUGGUUGAGGGUACGGACGGUCUGCCGCGGGACGAGCGCGAGGUCUCCGGCAGGACUACAACUCCCAGCCCGCCUUGCGCACGGACAGCGCCCUACGCUAGCACGCGAAAUCUCCGCUCUCCCAACCUCCAGUUACUGUUUCUCGCGAGAGGACGGGCCGCGCCGGCGGUAGCGAUAGCAAGCCGUGGUGGUGGUGGUGGUGGUGGCGGUGGUGGUGGCGGCCGAGAAGGCGGCGGCCAUUUUGGUGAGGCCUCGGAAGCGGCGGCGGCGGCUCGCUGGUACUAGCGUCUCUUUUUCCCCACCCACCGCCCGCACCUCUGUGGCAUGAGAAGAGGUAGUGGAAGCAAGGCGGUGGCAAUAACCGCGGGCCCCAGGGGAAUUUAAAGGCCGCGAAGGCGGCGGCCAAGAGGGGGCCCUCCCCCUCCUCGGCGGGAGGGGGGUGGUGCGCACGCCCCCGAGGACGCAGUUGCGAUUCCCCUCAGAACGGCGGCACCGUGGAAGUUCAGACUUUCACAGGGGGUGUGGUCUCAGCUCACACAGGUGCUCCAGAGGCCGGUGGACCUGAGCGGAGGCUGGGACGCCCUAGUGGGCCCCGGGCCCUGGAAGGCGGGUCCCGGUGGCCGGUGGCCCAGAAUGAGGCCAGCUCCCAGCAUGCCCUGCAGCCGGACGCCAGCCCCUCGGCCAGCAGCAGUGGUGACAACGACCGAGUCAUUCUUAAGGCACCCAAAGAGGAGCCUGGGAGUGGGACCAUGCAGAGCAGCCCCUCCCCUGCUCACCCUCAGCUCCCAAUCCUGCAGACACAGAUGGUGUCGGACGGCAUGACAGGCAGCCAUCCUGUGUCCCCUGCCUCCUCCAGUUCCCCAGCCUCUAGUGGGGCAGGUGGCAUCUCUCCCCAGCAUAUAGCUCAAGAUUCCUCUCUGGAUGGACCUCCGGGGCCCCCAGAUGGUGCCACAGCGCCCCUGGAGGGGCUCAGCUUACCCCAGGUGGCUGACCUGGCUAACAGGGGCCCAAAGUGGGAGAAGAGCCAUGCUGAGAUCGCAGAGCAGGCCAAGCAUGAGGCUGAGAUUGAGACUCGGAUUGCUGAGCUGCGAAAGGAGGGCUUCUGGUCACUGAAGAGGCUGCCCAAAGUGCCCGAGCCUCCCCGCCCCAAAGGCCACUGGGACUAUCUGUGUGAGGAGAUGCAGUGGCUCUCUGCCGACUUUGCUCAGGAACGCCGCUGGAAACGUGGCGUGGCCCGGAAGGUGGUUCGCAUGGUGAUCCGGCACCACGAGGAGCAGCGGCAGAAAGAAGAACGGGCCCGGAGGGAGGAGCAGGCCAAGCUGCGUCGAAUCGCUUCCACCAUGGCCAAGGACGUCCGGCAGUUCUGGAGCAACGUGGAGAAGGUGGUGCAAUUCAAGCAACAGUCACGCCUGGAGGAAAAGCGCAAGAAGGCUCUGGACCUUCACCUGGACUUCAUCGUGGGGCAGACGGAGAAGUACUCGGACCUUCUGUCUCAGAGCCUCAACCAGCCGCCAGCCUCCAGCAAAGCUGGCUCCUCCCCCUGCCUGGGCUCUUCCUCGGCCGCCUCGAGUCCUCCGCCCCCGGUUUCCCAGUUGGACGACGAAGAUGGGGACUUCCAACCCCAGGAGGAGGAGGAAGAGGAUGACGAGGAGACGAUUGAGGUGGAGGAACAACAGGAAGGCAACGACGCAGAGACCCAGAGGCGUGAGAUCGAGCUGCUUAGACGUGAGGGGGAGCUGCCGCUGGAAGAGUUGCUUCGGUCCCUUCCCCCUCAGCUGCUUGGAGGGUCUUGCAGCCCCUCGAGAGCCCCGUCAUCUCGUGAUAGCAACACCCGAGAGGGACCUGAAGCAAGGGGUGAGGAGGAGCCGUCUCAGGUGCUGAAGGUAAAGCCUCCGUCCUCCUCCGUCACACAGCGAAACAAGCAGCCUUGGCACCCCGAUGAGGACGACGACGAGUUCACUGCCAACGAGGACGAAGCCGAGGAUGAAGAGGACACCAUAGCAGCGGAGGAGCAGCUGGAAGGGGACGUGGAUCAUGCCACAGAGCUGAGCGAGCUGGCUCGAGAAGGGGAGCUGUCUAUGGAGGAGCUGCUGCGGCAGUACGCAGGAGCCUACGCAUCCGAUGCCUCUGCCCCGGGCUCUGCCAGCAGUGAGGAGGAGGAGGAGGAGGAGGAAGAGGAAGAGGAGCUGGAAGCCACCAGCUCGGACAGUGAAGCGGAGGGGGCCGCAGAGGAGGACAGCAGCAGCCAGGCUGACUCUGCCGCCGAGCAGAGCCAGGACGAGGAUGGGGAGCAGUCCGAGGAGGAAGAGACCAGCGGGAGUUCAGAAUCCGAGGAGUCCGAGUCUGACGAGUCCGAGGAGGCCCCGCCACAGAGCCAAGCAGAUGAGGACGAGGACGAUGACUUCGGAGUGGAAUACUUGCUCGCCCGGGACGAGGAGCAGAGCGAGGCCGAUGGGGGCAGCGGGCCUCCCACCCCAGGGCCCGCCACCACGCUGGGCCCGAAGAAAGAAAUCACCGACAUUGCUGCUGCCGCCGAAAGCCUCCAGCCCAAAGGUUACACGUUGGCCACCACCCAGGUGAAGACACCCAUCCCCCUGCUUUUGCGGGGCCAGCUGCGGGAGUACCAGCACAUUGGGUUGGACUGGCUGGUUACCAUGUACGAGAAGAAGCUCAACGGCAUCCUGGCUGACGAAAUGGGGCUUGGCAAGACCAUCCAGACCAUCUCCCUGCUGGCCCACUUGGCUUGUGAGAAAGGUAACUGGGGCCCCCAUUUGAUCAUUGUCCCCACCAGUGUGAUGCUGAACUGGGAGAUGGAGCUGAAGCGGUGGUGCCCCAGCUUUAAAAUCCUCACCUACUAUGGAGCCCAGAAGGAGAGGAAGCUCAAGCGGCAGGGCUGGACCAAGCCCAAUGCCUUCCACGUGUGCAUCACGUCGUACAAGCUGGUGCUGCAGGACCACCAGGCGUUCCGUCGCAAGAACUGGCGCUACCUCAUCCUGGAUGAGGCUCAGAACAUCAAGAACUUCAAGUCACAGCGCUGGCAGUCACUGCUCAACUUCAACAGCCAGAGACGCCUGCUCCUGACAGGGACGCCCUUGCAGAACAGCCUCAUGGAGCUGUGGUCCUUGAUGCACUUUUUGAUGCCCCAUGUCUUCCAGUCUCAUCGCGAGUUCAAAGAAUGGUUCUCUAACCCCCUAACCGGCAUGAUUGAGGGCAGCCAAGAGUACAAUGAAGGUCUCGUCAAGCGCCUCCACAAGGUUUUGCGGCCUUUUCUGCUCCGCCGAGUGAAGGUGGACGUUGAGAAGCAGAUGCCUAAGAAGUAUGAGCAUGUCAUCCGCUGCCGGCUGUCCAAGCGCCAGCGCUGUCUCUAUGAUGACUUCAUGGCACAGACCACAACCAAGGAGACACUGGCCACCGGCCACUUCAUGAGUGUCAUCAACAUUCUGAUGCAGCUGCGCAAGGUGUGCAACCAUCCCAACCUGUUUGACCCUCGACCUGUCACCUCCCCGUUUAUCACCCCCGGCAUCUGCCUCAGCACCGCUUCCCUGGUGCUCGGGGCCACUGACGUCCAUCCCCUCCAGCGGAUAGACAUGGGCCGUUUCGAUCUUAUUGGCCUGGAGGGUCGAGUCUCCAGAUAUGAGGCUGACACGUUUCUACCCCGGCACCGCCUGUCCCGCCGGGUACUGCUAGAGGUGGCUACUGCUCCUGAUCCCCCACCCCGACCCAAAUCAGUCAAGAUGAAGGUCAACAGGAUGCUGCAGCCAGUACCCAAGCAAGAAGGCCGGACAGUGGUGGUCGUGAACAACCCACGGACUCUCCUGGGUCCUGUCCCUGUCCGACCCCCUCCAGGCCCUGAGCUCUCAGCCCAGCCCAGCCCUGGCCCAACCCCUCCAGUGCUGCCAGCACCACUGAUGGUGUCAGCCUCCCCGGCUGGACCCCCACUGAUUCCAGCAUCCCGGCCUCCUGGCCCUGUUCUGUUGCCACCACUGCAGCCAAACAGUGGGCCUCUCCCCCAGGUGUUGCCUUCCCCUCUGGGGGUCCUGAGUGGGACCUCCCGGCCUCCCACACCAACUCUGUCCCUGAAGCCAGCCCCACCUGCCCCUGUUCGCCUGAGCCCUGCCCCACCCCCAGGCUCCUCCAGCUUACUGAAGCCCCUGACGGUGCCACCAGGCUACACCUUCCCUUCGGCAGCUGCCACCACUGCUUCUGCCACCACAGCCACCGCUCCGUCCACGGCAGUCACAGCUCCUGCUCCCGCCCCGCAGCGCCUCAUCCUGUCUCCUGAUAUGCAAGCUCGCCUGCCCUCAGGCGAAGUGGUCAGCAUCGGGCAGCUGGCCUCCCUGGCACAACGUCCAGUGGCUAGUGCAGGGGGCAGCAAGCCUCUGACCUUCCAAAUCCAGGGCAACAAGCUGACCUUGACUGGUGCCCAGGUGCGCCAGCUGGCUGUGGGGCAGCCCCGCCCGCUGCAAAGGAAUGUGGUGCACUUGGUGUCAGCAGGGGGGCAGCACCACCUCAUCAGCCAGCCUGCCCACGUGGCCCUCAUCCAGGCCGUGGCCCCGCCCCCUGGCCCCACCCCUGUCUCUGUGCUGCCUUCUUCGACCCCCAGCACCACCCCUGCCCCCACUGGCCUCAGCCUUCCGCUUGCUGCUAACCAGGUGCCACCAACCAUGGUGAACAACACGGGCGUGGUGAAGAUUGUAGUGAGACAGACCCCUCGGGACGGACUGACUCCUGUGCCUCCAUUGGCGCCAGCACCACGGCCUCCGAGCUCUGGGCUUCCAACUGUGUUGACUCCACGCUCCACAUUAACCCCUGGCCGGCUGCCCACACCUGCUCUGGGUACCGCCCGGGCCCCCAUCCCCACGUCCACCCUGGUGAGGCCCCUUCUCAAGCUGCUCCACAGCCCGUCGCCCGAAGUCAGUGCAUCAGCACCCGGAGCUGCGCCCUUGACCAUCUCCUCUCCUCUUCCUGUGUCGUCCUCGCUCCCUGGGCCAGCCUCUUCUCCAGCACCAGUUCCCAACUCCUCUCCCCUUGCCAGUCCUGGGACCUCUACGGUCGCGGCUCCAGCGCCGUCCUCACUCCCCAUCUCAGUGUCCAGCGCACCUGCUACCCCAGCCUCCGCUCCGCUACCCAUCCCCAUCUCAGCACCCUUACCUGUUUCGGCUUCAGGCCCAGCUCUGUUGACCAAUGUGACUCCGACACUGGCACCUGUUGUGUCUGCGGCGCCUGGACUUCCCUCUUUGGCACCAGCUGGGGCUUCCCCGUCAGCGGCAGGCUUGACUCUUGGUUUGGCCACAGCUCCAUCCCUGUCCCCGUCUCAGGCACCUGCUCACCCUCUGUUGUUGGCUCCAGCCUCUCCACAUGUUCCAGGGUUGAACUCAGCCACGGCCCCAGCGUGUUCACCUGUCCUGGUGCCAGCUUCUGCUCUGGCCAAUUCUUUUCCGGCAGCACCAAAUCCAGCUCCAGCUCAGGCUUCCCUUCUGGCUCCAGCACCUUCUGCACCUCAGGCUCUAGCCACCUCUCUGGCUCCCAUGGCAGCUCCACAGACAGCAAUCCUGGCUCCUCCAGCUUCUUCUCUGACUCCUCUUCCAGUCCUGGCUCCAUCACAGACUCCGGUUCCAGUUCUGGCUUCAUCAUCUGCUCCAGGAACUCCUUUAGCCUCAGCGUCUUCACUGGUGUCAGUCCCAACUCCUGUGUUGGCUCCAUCAUCAACUCAGACUAUGGUACCAGCCCCGGUUCCAUCGCCUCUGCCAAGCCCGGUUUCUGCGCAGGCACCAGCCUUAACCCCAGCUUUAGCACACACUCUUGGUGGAUCGUCGCCAUCUCAGAACCUCUCUCUGGCGACAGGGAACCCCCAGGGGCCCUUUCCCACUCAGACGCUGUCACUGACUCCAGCAUCACCCCUGGUACCGACUCCAGCUCAGACGCUGUCUCUGGCUCCAGCACCCCCUCUGGCUCCUGCUUCUCCGAUGGGCCCCAGCCCAGCUCACACUCUGACUUUGGCUCCGGUGUCGUCAUCUGCUCCACUCCUGGCCCCAGCUUCAGUGCAAACGCUGACCUUGAGCCCUGCCCCAGUUGCAGGGUCCGCCUUGGGCCCGGCCGCAGCUCAGACUCUGGCAUUGGCCCCAGCUUCUCAGGCACCCUCCCUGGUGGGUGCCACGUCUGGUGCCGCUCCCUUGCCUGUCACCAUGGUAUCCCGGCUGCCUGUUUCCAAGGAGGAGCCUGAGACACUGACGUUGCGCUCUGGGCCCCCCAGUCCCCCCUCCACUGCUACCUCGUUCAGUGGUCCCCGGCCUCGGCGCCAGCCCCCACCGCCACCUCGGUCCCCUUUCUAUCUGGACUCUCUAGAGGAAAAGCGGAAGCGACAGCGGUCUGAACGCCUGGAACGGAUUUUCCAACUUAGCGAGACUCAUGGAGCCCUGGCCCCCGUGUACGGGACCGAAGUCCUGGAUUUCUGUACCCUCCCCCAACCUGUUGCCAGCCCCGUCGGCCCCUGUUCUCCUCGCCCCAGCCACCCCACCUUUUGGACUUAUACUGAGGCUGCCCGCCGGGCUGUACUGUUUCCCCAGCAACGACUGGACCAGCUGUCGGAAAUCAUUGAGAGGUUCAUCUUCGUCAUGCCUCCUGUGGAGGCACCUGCCCCUUCCCUGCAUGCCUGCCACCCGCCUCCUUGGCUGGCCCCGCGCCAGGCGGCCUUCCAGGAGCAGCUGGCCUGUGAGCUCUGGCCCCGGGCCCGUCCUUUGCACCGUAUUGUGUGCAACAUGCGCACCCAGUUCCCCGACUUGAGGCUCAUCCAGUAUGACUGCGGAAAGUUGCAGACGUUGGCUGUGCUGUUGCGCCAGCUCAAGGCGGAGGGCCACCGGGUGCUCAUAUUCACCCAGAUGACCCGGAUGCUGGAUGUGCUGGAGCAGUUUCUCACCUACCACGGCCACCUCUACCUGCGUCUGGAUGGGUCCACGAGAGUUGAACAGAGACAGGCCUUGAUGGAACGAUUCAAUGCAGACAAACGCAUAUUCUGCUUCAUCCUUUCAACUCGUAGUGGGGGUGUGGGCGUGAACCUGACGGGGGCGGACACAGUUGUUUUCUAUGACAGCGACUGGAACCCCACCAUGGAUGCUCAGGCCCAGGACCGCUGUCACCGGAUUGGCCAGACCCGAGACGUUCACAUCUACAGGCUCAUCAGUGAACGGACAGUGGAGGAGAACAUUCUGAAAAAGGCCAAUCAGAAGAGGAUGCUGGGGGACAUGGCCAUCGAGGGGGGCAACUUUACCACGGCCUAUUUUAAACAGCAGACCAUCCGAGAGCUGUUUGAUAUGCCCCUGGAAGAGCCGUCUGGCUCGUCUGUGUCCUCGGCCCCUGAAGAGGACGAAGAGACUGUGGCCAGCAAGCAGACCCACAUCCUGGAGCAGGCUCUGUGUCGGGCGGAGGAUGAAGAGGACAUCCGUGCAGCCACCCAGGCCAAGGCCGAACAGGUAGCUGAGCUUGCGGAAUUCAACGAGAACGAAGGGUUUCCUGCUGGUGAGGGCGAGGAGGCAUGUCGGCCUGUGGCCGAAGAUGAGGAGAUGUCCCGGGCCGAGCAGGAAAUCGCCGCCCUUGUGGAACAGUUGACCCCCAUUGAGCGCUAUGCCAUGAAAUUCCUGGAAGCCUCACUGGAGGAGGUGAGCCGAGAGGAGCUCAAGCAGGCGGAGGAGCAGGUGGAGGCUGCCCGCAAGGACCUGGACCAAGCCAAGGAAGAGGUGUUCCGCCUGCCCCAAGAGGAGGAAGAGGGGCCGGGGGCUGGAGAUGAAGUUUCCUGUGGGCCUGGGGGCGGCAGCCACCGGCGCAGUAAGAAGGCCAAGGCCCCUGAAAGGCCAGGGACGCGCGUCAGUGAGCGUCUCCGGGGAGCCCGGGCUGAGACUCAAGGGGCAAACCACACUCCUGUGGCGUCCACCCAUCCUGCCCGCAGCACCUCCACGCCCCCCCGCUGCAGUCCUGCCAGGGAGCGCGUUCCCAGGCUGGCAGGGAGGCCGCGACCCACCCCGGUCUCCGCUCCUGCUGUGACACCUGUCCCGAUCCCUGCCCCCACCCCCAUUUCAGCCCCAAACCCAGUCUCCAUGCUUCCUGUCCAUAUCUUGCCUGCUCCCCCCCUUCCUCCACAGAUGCCCCCCUCGUGUUCCUCUGCCUGCACACCCCCUCCUGCCUGCACACCCCCACCAGCUCACACCCCACCUCCAGCCCAGACUUCUCUCCUAACUCCUACCUCCCCUCUCCUGCUUGGUCUCCCUUCCCUGCCCAUCUCCCCUGGAGUCACCAACCUGCCCUUGGCCUUGGGGCCUGAGGCGCAGCUGUGUGCCCAAGCGUUGGCAUCUGCCGAGUCCCUGGAGCUGGCUGAGCCCAGCGCUGAGGCUUCCUCGCUUACCCUCGUGCCCCCUAAGGAUCUGUUGCCAGUGGCUGUCGAGAUCCUGCCUGCGUCAGAGAAGAGCCUUUCUCUGGCGUCGUCGGCCCCCAGCCCGAUCCUGGAGGCGGGCAGCUUCCCCAGUGGUCCCGAGCAGGAGCUUCCAGAGCCUGCCGAGGGCACCAUUCUCACAGUGCUGCCCGCUGGGGAGGAGUUGCCCGCACAGCUGAGGGAGAACAGUGGCCUGGAGCUCCCACCCUCAGCCGCCCCUGACGAGCCGUCCGAGGCCGACAGGGACGCAGAAGAGCUCGGAGCUCAGACCCCCACCUCCAGCCCAGAGAAGCCGCAGGAUCUCGUUCCCGCUGAGGCCACAGCUCCAUCAACCUCGUCCUCAGCCAGCUCCUCACCUGAGGGUCCUUUGCUGGCCCGGCCCCCUCGGCGGCGAACCAGUGCCGACGUAGAGAUUCGGGGUCAGGGGGCUGGGCGGCCGGGGCAGCCUCCAGGCCCCAAAGUGCUUCGCAAGCUGCCAGGACGGCUCGUGACUGUGGUGGAGGAAAAGGAGCUGGUGCGGCGGCGGCGCCAGCAGCGGGGGCCUGCCAGCACCCUGGGGCCCGGGGGCGCCGAGCCUGGGGCCUGCCCAGGAAGCCCGGCUGCCCACAGCGCAUCGGGGCCGGAUUCCUCACCUCCCUGCGCUGGGCUCUGUGAAGCUGCUCCUCCCUCCACUUUGCCCUCGCCCACCCAGCACCCCUUCAUCGCUCGCCGUCACAUUGAGCUGGCGGUGCCUGGAGAGGGCAGCCCGGAGAAUGGAGAAGGGGCGCUGCCUGCCUUCACCCCUCCUGCUGUGAAACGUCGGAGGGGGAGGCCCCCCAAGAAGAACAGGUCUCCCGCAGAGGCUGGGCAAGGGGUGGACGAGGCACCUUCGUCAUCCUCCAAGGGACACAACAACGGGGCCGACCCAGCCCCCGAGGUGGAGACCCUUCUUGUUGCCGAGCCUGUUCUGGGAGCCCCGCUUAGUCCUGGGCCCCCGCCUGUCGGACCCCAGCCAGUUCAUAGACCCGAGUCCAUCAUCCUCUCACCUGUGGAGAAGCGGAGGCGUGGGCGGCCCCCCAAGGCCCGAGAUCUGCCCAUUCCUGGGACCAUUUCCUCCUCUCCAGGGGACGGCAACUUAGAGAGCCGGACACAGCCACUCCUGCUGCCAUCGCCCCUACCACUCCUCGCCUGUCCCACUGCUCCUGUCGCCAACACUGUCACCACUCUCACCAUUUCAACAUCCCCACCCAAGCGGAAGCGGGGCCGACCUCCCAAGAACCCCCCGUCGCCUCGGCCCAGCCCGCUGCCUGCCGCGGACCGUGACAUCUCCUCUGUCCUCGAGAGCUGCGGCCUGGGGAGGCGGCGGCAGCCCCAGGGCCAAGGGGAGAGUGAGGGCAGCUCCUCUGAUGAGGAUGGGAGCCGCCCCUUCACCCGCCUGGCACGCCUGCGCCUGGAAGCGGAGGGGCUGCGGGGCCAGAAGGGCGAAGGGCCUAUGGUGGUGGCCGUCCUCCAGGAUGACCUGGACUUAGCAGAUGGCGGGCCAGGUAGCCUAGAAUUGACACCUCCCCUGGUCUCAUUGGCUCCCAAACUGCGCUCGACCCGGCUGCGUCCAGGGUCUCUAGUCCCCCCGCUAGAGACUGAAAAGGUGCCUCGCAAGCGGGCGGGGGUCCCAGUUGGCAGGGGUCCUGGGCCAGCAAAGCGGGGCCGCCUGCAGCCCCCCAGCCCCUCGGGGCCUGAGGGGUCAGUAGAGGAGUCCGAGGCUGACGCCUCGGGUGAGGAGGAAGGGGACGGAACCCCACGCCGCCGGCCUGGCCCCCACCGUCCUGGGGCGACCACCACCCAAGGGGACCAGCGCAUCCUCCGCAGCAGUGCCCCGCCCCCCCUGGCCGGCCCCACUGGUAGUCACAGAGGCCGCAAGGCCAAGACGUGA